AUGGUACCGUACCGACUGAGAACCAGCAGAGUAUUUGUCUCCUUUCACGAGUGCGAUAGGGGGGGAUGUCACAUUAGACGCGCUCCACACCACAAGAGUUCAAGUGUUCGCGGGGGUUCAAGCAACGACGAUGCACCUGUGUCAGGCACUAUUAGAUACCGGAAGUCCGGCGUCGUUCAUACAACAAAGGUGGCAUUUCGACGUCUAUGGCAAAAGGUGCCCGCGCAUAUACGAGAUGUUCGCUUCAAUUUCAACGCGGAGUUGUGGGAACCCGAAGACAUAAUAAAGCUAAGUGAUCUGUUAUGCAAAUAUGAGCACAGAUUUUCAAGGGACGGUACUGAUUUGGGACAAGUAAAGGUGGAUCCGUUCCGAAUUAUUUUGAAACCGGGAGCACAGCCGGUGAAACAACGGCCGUAUCGAUAUUCGCCGAUCAUAAACGAAAAAGUGCAGAUAGAAAUUGACAAACUGCUGUUGGCAGGGGUCUUGCGACGAUCCUACAGUAAUUGGGCAAGUCCCUUGGUCGUGGUCGCAAAAGCUAAUGGAGGAGUACGGUUAACUGUGAAUUACAAAAAAGUGAACCAAAUGAGCGUUAUACCGAAACUACCGAUACCAGUAGUAGAGGACAUUCUGGCGGAUCUGAAGUCGGCAAAAAUAUUCAGCACUCUGGAUUUGAUCAGUGGAUUUUUCCAGUGUUGUAUUGAAGAGGACAGCAUCCCGAUCACUGCAGUUAUUACGGCCACCGGUUUAUAUGAAUUCAUGGCUAUGCCGCAAGGAUUGUCGAGUAGCCCAGGGUGGUUCCAUUCAGUCAUGCAACGCGUGUGUGAUGGGCUGGAGAGGGUGCGAUUAUUCAUUGAUGAUGUUAUCGUAUACUCCCGAAAUGGUGCAGAACACGUGCAGGAUCUGGAAAAGUUUUUCGAGCGCAUGACAAAGUUCAAUCUGAAGCUAGCGCCGAAGAAAGCACAAUUGGGGGUGAAGGUGGUAACGUUUUUGGGACAUCAAGUAACGGCUGAAGGGAUCGAGCCAUGUCCGAAGAAGGUGCAAGCGGAGUGAUUCCUGCGAGAAUGGGUCCUGUCUUGGGUGGGCGAAAACGCCCGACGCAAGCCGACCCUCGCAAGAAUUUUGUGUUGGGGGAAGAUGACCAUCAGCCGUUCACGACCGAUGAAGAGGCAGAUAGGACGUGGCAGGCCAAACCGAAAUCCGGGACAGUUCGACAGGCUGUUGGGGGAUGAACCUGUAAGGACAUACGUGCCUCUGAUGUUACGACCUUGGUGAUGGACUGCGCACACAAAGAAGCAGUACACCUAGGUGAGAAG
Molecule: messenger RNA, 1313 nt
Organism: Ectocarpus sp. CCAP 1310/34
Lineage: Eukaryota; Phaeophyceae; Ectocarpales; Ectocarpaceae
Source: the annotation of a GenBank genome assembly